AUGGAUUGUAAUACAUUUCAAAAAGCUAAUUUAUGGACGCACGUCCAUGCGGUAAAGCAAGAUGAAACUGCCUACAUGAAGGAACUAACGACGAGUAUGGAGUCCUUGUCCACGCCAGUCAAGGGUACCUGUUUUGCUGCCCUGCAUCUGACUGGAAAGCACAAGGCUCUGAAUUCCACCAUCAAGUACUGGGAUAUUGCAUCUUUGUACAAGAUGCUAACCUACUUGGACGCACCCCGACAACUCAAGCAGUUGACCAAGAAGAUACAGAAGAUUGAACGCCAGCAUCCACAUUUACUUUGUGUGGAAGAUAACAAUGAGGAGAAUGGCAUGGCCGAAUCCAACUCUUUCUCCUCCUCCAAGCGCAAGAAGAAACCUGAGAGCAAGGAAGACGCUCCUGAGAAGAAGCGUCGCCGCCGACCGCGCAAGAUUGAUGACCUUCGCAUUCAGCUCAAGAAGCUCCAGGGUGACUUUUUGGAGGGCAAUCGGGUGGUUUCCAAUAACAACAAGAAGCAGAAUGUGGAUUCGUCAGUUACUGAACUGAUCGAAUCUGCCUCGGUCUCUGGUUCUCUAGCCCGAAAGAUUCGUACCCUGUGGGCACCCACCCAAAAGGCAGACUACCUCGAGUUUGUCAUGUUGGAAAUGCCAAAGAAGACCGUCUGGCGAUACGUGGCAGACUUGGUCCAUUUCAAGCCCAGUGAUUUUAGUGUCGACUAUUUCCUGGCGGAUAUCUUUGACGAAUCCAUUCCAAAGGACAGCUUUGUCUGUUGGAUGCGCAAACUCAUGGAAUCUUCGGACGACGACGAGCUUGUCACGAACUUUCAAGAGGUAGCAGCCGAGUUUCCGCAAAUCUACAAGUCGUAUGCCUUUUUGCGCAACCAGAACCGUUUGGUGCGCUCCAGGGAAGUAGUGGAACUGUUGGCAGCGCACAUUCCAGUGGAGACUGCCAUUUGGUACUUUGAAGAACUUUACAGCGUCUCGCCCCUACAAGUCUCUACCAUAUUGACCCGCCGUUUGGGGCAAAACGACCUGCUGUCUCAAAUCCGUCACAACGAAAGUAAGGUGUUUACCUUUGGUAAGCUAUUGGAACGUCUCUUGACGUUUCAAAAGCUUGGUCAAACCAAGUUGGCAACCUUGCUUCUGGGUGUCGCAGCCAUGAAGCUGGGCCUCUUGAAGGAAAAGUAUGGUGGUGCUGGCGAUUGUCAUACCAAAAAGGCAGUGGCCGUCUUUGGAGAUGCCUCUUCUUCCAUGCAGACUGCCAUUGAAGCUGCGGCCAUUAUUGCCAGUAUCAUCUCCACAACCUUGGAUGGAGAACUAAGCUUUUUUGCCAGUGGCUUGGUAAAGUCACCUCAUCUCAAGCCAUCCUCUGUCACCGCGACCUUGAAAGUGUGUCAAACCAUCCAAGCAUCCGGUUGCACCAACCUUGCCGCUUGCUUGUGGCCAUACUUUGACCAAAACAAGGUCGUGGACACCAUUGUCCUGGUGACGGACGAGUAUGAAAAUACCAAACAGAAUGGCUAUUACUUUGCCGACUUGUUGGCAGCCUACCGCAACGAAGUGAAUCCCAAUGUGGUCUUGGUGGUGGUCCGUGUGGGCACGGGAAGUCCCCAAUUCCAACGCUCUUUGGAGCAACAUGGAAUUGAACCCAACAAGGUGGUCAUUAUUGAUGACAGUCGCCCUGACCUGACCAAGUUUGAUGGAUUGGUGGGUCAGAUUGCGGCAGCCUCCCACCAAAAGCAGAAGCAGAAGCAGCAAGAAGAAGUAGUAGUAGAAGUAGUGCCUCAGGUGGAGACGACAAACAACAAGGCUCAAGAAGUUAUUGAGACCACAGAUCAUGUUCCAUCAUCUUCAACGGAAGAGGAGGACUUUGUCUUGGUCGACGCUUGA
Cylindrotheca closterium is the source of this 1887-nucleotide messenger RNA. The record is from the annotation of a GenBank genome assembly. NCBI's taxonomy places the organism in Eukaryota, Bacillariophyta, Bacillariophyceae, Bacillariales, Bacillariaceae.